CCGCCGGCCGCCGCCAUGGAGCCGCCCCGCGCCAAGGAGCCGCCGGGGGAGCCGCCGCCGCCCGCCUCCCCGCAGGCCCCGGGGGCGGCGGCGGGCGGGGGCCUGUUCGGGUGGCUGCGGGGCCGCUGCCUGGGCCGGGGGCUCUUCGUGGACCCGGCCCGCGACAAUUUCCGGGCCAUGACCGGGCUGUACAGCUCCAUCCAGCCCGCCGACUCCGUGUACCUCAGCACCCGCACGCACGGCGCCGUCUUCAACCUGGAGUACUCGCCGGACGGGUCAGUGCUAACUGUUGCUUGUGAACAGACUGAAGUCCUGCUUUUUGACCCCAUAUCUUCGAAGCACAUCAAAACUCUCUCUGAAGCUCAUGAGGACUGUGUAAAUAAUAUCAGGUUUCUGGAUAAUCGACUGUUUGCAACUUGCUCUGAUGACACUACGAUAGCACUUUGGGAUCUGAGAAAGCUAAACACAAAAGUGUGCACUUUACAUGGUCACACGAGCUGGGUGAAGAACAUUGAAUAUGACACGAAUACCAGACUACUAGUAACAUCAGGGUUUGAUGGCAAUGUGAUCAUAUGGGACACCAACAGGUGCACCGAAGAAGGAUGUCCUCACAAGAAGUUUUUUCACACCCGUUUUCUGAUGCGGAUGAGACUGACACCAGACUGUUCAAAAAUGUUGAUCUCCACCUCCUCUGGAUAUCUUCUGAUUUUGCACGAUCUUGAUUUAACCAAGUCCUUAGAGGUUGGCAGCUAUCCAAUAUUAAGAGCCAGAAGAACUACGUCAAGUUCAGACACAACAGCUACCAGUUCAUCUGGUCCUAGAGCUGUGGGUUCACCAUGUCACCAGAAUGAUUCCGGUCCAUUGUCCGAGAAACACAUGUCACGACCCUCCCAACGAGAAGGUGGAUCUCCACGAAAUAGUCUUGAGGUUUUAACACCAGAAGUUCCUGGAGAAAGGGACCGUGGUAAUUGCAUUACAUCGCUGCAGCUCCAUCCCAAAGGAUGGGCUACUCUUCUUCGGUGCUCAAGUAAUACAGAUGACCAGGAGUGGACCUGUGUGUACGAAUUCCAAGAAGGAGCCCCAGUGCGCCCUGUCUCACCUCGUUGUUCUCUCCGAUUGACUCACUGCAUUGAAGAAGCCAAUGUAGGCCGGGGUUACAUCAAAGAACUUUGUUUCAGCCCUGAUGGUCGAAUGAUUUCCUCCCCGCAUGGCUACGGGAUCCGCUUGCUGGGAUUUGACAUGCAGUGCAGUGAACUUGUCGACUGUUUGCCCAAAGAAGCCGGUCCCUUGCAGGAAAUCCGCUCUCUGUAUUCACACAACGAUGUGGUAUUGACGACCAAGUUUUCUCCAACACAUUGUCAGAUUGCCUCAGGGUGCCUUAGUGGACGUGUUUCUUUAUAUCAGCCAAAGUUCUAGGCACAUCUUGCAUCAACAGGAACUUCACAGAUGUUUGUUUUUAUAAUUACUUCAGUUUGGUUGAAGUGUGUUCUUUUUAAAGAAAAAUCUUGUAAAUGUGGACAAGAUCAUAAUUACUAUGGUCUGUGAACAUUGCGAUGACAUGAGUACUCAGUCCAGCACUGUAUGUGUUCUGACACUACACGUCAGGCUCUGUGCAUUCUGUUUUCAGCCUUCCAUGCAAACCUCUGCUUCUGAUGAUCCAGUGCCACUGAUUUCAAGUCUUUCUGGUUGGGUUUCACAGUAGCACUUGUUGGUCUUUCAGCGUGACUUAGGGUGGACUAUCUGCAAGAUGUCUCGCUAGGGCUGAGGGAAUUGUUACACCAAACAAUGCCCACACGUUUCCUGCUGGUACGAUCUUUCCUUGCCAGAAAGGAGCUGGACUUCCUGACAUCCUCUCACUUGCCCUCCUAUUGCUGUAACUUUUUUCUCUACAACAAUUAGGUAAUGGAGCUGUUCUCCUGCGUACUAGAUUAGUUUAGCCACAAAGAAAAACACUUUCCUUUCACAAUAUAAUGAUUGACUAGAAAAAUGUUGUCACCUUUCUGUAAUGUUUUGCUAUAGUUAAAUCUCUUAGCUUGUUUUCCUUAAUGUGCAUAUAUUGUGUUUAUUGCAAGAUGGUAAAAGAUCAGGAUGGAGAUGCAUUUCUGCAGUGAAUUCAGUAGGAAGACAUUGCUGUAUUGAGCAGGGAAGCCGGAGUUGAUCAUUGCAUAAGAGUUGUUUGGAAUGUUUUGACAUAAAAUGACAAGUUUAAAAUGCCCCUGGCAAGGUAAGUUGUGCCCCAGACACUAAGGUUUCUAAUUGCUGCCCUUAUUGUAGGAGGCUUUCCACAUUAAUAAAAAAAUCUUAAUCACAUUUUGUUUUAAAACUUAAGAAAUGCUACCCUCGAAGUUUCCCUUUGUGUUACCAAGGCUGAGCUGCAUGAUAAAAUACUCUUUUGUAACAUGCCCAGAUCUUAGCCACCACCUUUGCAAAAGAAUUAGCCUGAAGCGAGUCUGCUCUCACUCUGCCAAAUUAAACAGUCCUUCAGAUUACAUUGUCAGUAUGGAACAGAGCAUGGUAUAUGCAGGCUAACUAUAUAAUUAUCUGGAUUCAACUGGAUUUUUCAGCAGCAAGAAUACACAGAUACAACUAAUCAGUUUCACUUAUCCUCAGUGCUGUUUACUCUUCUGAACAUACAGUUGCUUCAGUAGUAAUCACAAGAACAUAAUAUUCUGGGUAUCAUUUUUAUCUGCAGAAAAAAGAUAGUCCUCUAGUGGCUCAAAACCCAACAGUCUGCAAGUGGAUGUAUGUAUCAUUUCAUAGUAUGGGUGGAAAGCAAAUGAAUUUAAUCAUAUUUAAAAUUUGGAAUACCUAUUGCAUGAAACUAGGAACGAAACUCAAGACUUGACAAGUGCACAGACUAUCAUUAUGGAGGAGAUGAACAUGGCUUCCUACUAGUCACUCGCUUGGAGUGAAGAGAAGGUACAAAGCUUCUGGAGGCAGAAAACCUUUCUCCAUGGGGACACUUGCUCAGCUAUGGUACUAACUAGGUUAAAAAGCAUUUUUUAAAACCCACAGUUUAAAUAUACAGGAAUGGGACUUUACACUAGAAAUUGCCAGUGAAGAUUUCCUAGCCUAAACUGUACUUAGCUUAUCCGUGAGGCUUUAGUGGACCCCGUGAAGUCAGAAAAUUUUGCUGGAAAGAAUUUAGAUGUUGGUCCUCAGUGGUAUCUGAAGAGAUUUUAAAUAAAAUAGACUUACUGUAGAUUUACUCUUGAACAAAAAACAGUCUAGCAGAAGGUGCUAUGGGUCCAGGCUGAUCAGGUCCAGUAGAUGAAGAUCUGGAAGCCUGGCAAUGGACUGGAUCACUCCAUGAGUCAUGCCGUGUGUGUGUGUGUGUGUGUGUGUGUAUCAAUGGAACUCACUUUAACGUUAACUCACUUUGAGUGUCUGGUGCCUCAUGGGAAAGCUUUGGAGAAAUUGAUUUAGGAACCCUGCUGCUUUUUGCUGGCUUGUUAUUACUGAGGGUAUUUGCAUGAACAUAGAAUUGUUGUUACUGUUGGAGGAAGGUUAAUCUACUCCUGCCUCAUCUCUUGUUUGAAAUUAUAUUUAACUCCAUAGCAACUGAUUGUUGGAGGAUUGAGUUCAAGUGACUGAACCUGCAGCAAUUGAGAAACAAAAUUCCCUAUUUCCACACAAAAUAAGCCUGAGCUGAUUAACCCUUCCCUCCCCACCGUUUCUCCUGUAUGAAGUGACUACCUGCAAAACUCUUUCUGGACACCAGCGUCGGUAUUGAGGCGGCAGUGGCUCUUAACCUAGUCAUACGCUAAGUUAAUGGAGCAAAGUAGAGGGUUCUCUCUUCCUCUUUCAGCAACUAAUGUACACAGUUACUUCUGCCCAGAAUGAAAGGACGUGCCUUGGAGUCAGUGCAUCAUUGAAGUGAAAACUGGGUACUGCAUGGGCUUGCUCUUUAUCACUGGAACUCCCACCAGGAGCUCCCAAUAGCAGUGCUGGGAGACGUACAAGUACGUGAUGGAAGUAUGUAUUCUCUUGGAAUUAAACACUUGUUUUAAACCUGAAAUGUACUAGGCUGUGUGAGCAAAAUCAUUCAUUUUGACACCACUCCGGCAUAUGUAUUAGAAAUAAACCAGUUUCAGCAUAAAACAGAAUGAUCGAGCUAAAUAAGUUUACUGGUUUUUCUCAAAGAAAAACAGAGGAUUGAGUGGGUGUAGUAGGAAGCAUGCUCCUCUAGGCCAGUUUUUUAGUCGUCCUACAAAAUGACUUGUCCAAAAUGCAAAUUGUUGAAAUUAAAAAUCCCUCCCUUCGGUCCUCACCCACCUUUGUUGUGUAUCUAUUUGUACUGUUAAUAGUCUGCAAAUCCAAUUCUCAGUCCAUUUGGAUUUGUUGAAUGGGAGUGACUCUGCUUACAAGGUAUUUUCCUUAUCUGUGAUGUAAGGGACUACAAGUUAUAUUAAAUACCCAAUGUACUACUCUGCAUGACCAGGAUUCAAGCGUCUGAACUGCAAAGUAGUAAAAGCUCGUGUGGAGAAUGUCUAAUUUGGAAACAGUUUUUAGAUUAUUAGACUUUAUAUUAAAAAAAUUUUUACAGAGGAACAGGAAUCUGCUGUUAUCUGUGUUUGGGUGGCAGAACUAGAUAUAAAUUGUGCUCUUGAAAUGAACCGUAGUGAAGGAUUUACAGCUCGCAGACCAAAGGAUGGGAAAUUGGGUUAAGUUUGGGUAGCCUUUUAGUACUAAGUUAAUUUUAAAAACCAGAAUGAAGAGUAUUUUCUCAGCCAGCAGGCGCAUAUGCAACUAUCAUACCACUUAGGAAUAAUAUACCCCGACAGAAUUAUGUAGGACCCUGAUUCUCCAGCUUUUCUUUCUGUGGACCACUUGAUAAGGAAAUGUUCCUCCCAGGGACCAUCUCGUCUCAGAACAUCCCAGUCCUGCUACUCCUUGGCUUUCUAAAUGAUUUGCUGUAAAGAUCAAUGGCAAAUCCUUUUGAAUUGCUCUAAAGUACUGUUUGCACAGGUGUAUUAAUUUGAAAUGCAGAAAAGCACCCUGCAGCUUUUUGUAAUUGAAAUGCAGAAAAGCACCCUGCAGCUUUUUGUAAUUUUUAUUAAGACUAUUGGAAUUCCUUGAAAGGCUUAUUUUGCAUUUUUUUUUAAAAAUCUAUGCCUGUCAAUAUGCACUGAGUAUUGGUUUUUUUAAGUCUACCUCAUGACAUGCUUUUUUUAAAAGGUUAUUGCUCUGAAACAUUUGACACUAAUUUUUCUGUAUAAAUAGAGAAUUGUUACUGUGUUAAAUAGAUGACAUAUCGCUACUAUUUAAAAUGCACAGCACCUGGAGUGACCAUCUAAAACAGCUCAUCACUUUGAAGCGAGACCACUGGAAAGCGCAAGGCUGAUGCUAGAGGUUGCCCUGUUUUGGGGUUUUGCUCAUGUUUUGUGGUGCUUUGUAGUGUAUGUAUAGUGUGUUGUAGGAGCAGAUACGUUUUUAUAUUAAGACCAAUUCCGUCCAUGUAUGCUGUAAGAAUGUUGCCUAACUUUUCUGAUUACAUUUUGCAAUAAGUUGAAUUAGAAUGAGAUGAUUUUAGGUUGUGAUUAUUUAACUACUUUCAAUAAUAGCUGGAAGGUUUCAGUGAAAGCAAAUAGAUUUUACUUCAGUAUAGUUAACAGUACCUUGAAACACUUUUGACUAGUUAGAUGCCUUGCAGUUACAGCUCCAAAAAAUUAUUCUCUCACCACUUUUGUCUUUCUAAUUCACAUUAUCUUGCCUUAUGGAAUUAAAGUGACUUGGAGUAAGCAUUGGAGUUUUUUUUCUAGGUAGCAGAAAAGUUAUACACUUGCUUUGCAUUAAAUUCUGAAAGACUAACCAUCUUCCAUCUCAAUACUAUAUAAGGAGCAAAGUGGGUUAAAUAGAUAAACCCAGAAUUAAGGUAGUGGUUUAUACCAAUAAUUUUUAUCAUCUUUUUGUAUUGGUAUAUUUUAUACCCCUCGUACUAAACCUAUUGCUAAAUUUUAAAGUAUUUCUCAGAGGUAGUGAUCUUAGCUGGCCUGUGAAGUGUGCAAUAUGCUUUCUAAAUGCAUGGUUCAUAUUCAUUAGUUACUGUAGUAAAGUGUAAUUCUUCCACCUUCAGCAUGACUGAGAAGCAGAACUCCCUAGGAAUGUUUACUUUUUAGAAGUGUUUAUGAAAACCACGACUAGUGUGUUUGAAGCCAGUAACUCUUGUAUUUGUCCAGUGACCAUAUUGGUGAAGUGGAGUGCAGUUUUCACAUGUUCCACUAGAGGUCAGAUUUAAAUCACCAGAGCAGGCAACAUUUUUGGCAAAGGAAGAGGGAACAGAGUAAAAAUGAAAUUUACUUUAAAAACAAAAAAAAAGUUUGUAGCUCAGUGAAAAGAUCUAGGUGGCAUGUAUCUAUUUUUGGGGUGGGGAGAAUGGGGAAAAGCAACAUAUAUCUAGAGAUACACUAAAGGAUUAAAGCCCAAAACUUGGCUUGCUUUGUUAAUCUGAAAUCUCCUAGACCAGAUUCUAACUGUUUACAUGGAAAACGGACUAGUGAAAACUAACAUUUUUUCAUUCCUCCUACAAUAUUGUAUUUAUAGGAGGAGUGCAAACACUGUUCCUUAGGGAUGCCACAAAUAAUGCCAAUACAGAAAGAAGUUUAGGUAUUGCAAAGUAAAACUGAAGUCUUCACUAAACAGAGCUCUGUAAAAUUCAGGCUCUUCAUAAUGCAACAAAUAUAUUUGCCACACAGAAACUAAAAACAAAUGCUAGUUUCCAAGUUUAUGAUAAAAAGAAAAA
Gopherus flavomarginatus (Mexican gopher tortoise) is the source of this 6742-nucleotide messenger RNA. RefSeq names its product DDB1 and CUL4 associated factor 10 (gene DCAF10). The transcript is spliced from 7 exons. The coding region runs from base 16 to 1416 and encodes 466 amino acids. NCBI's taxonomy places the organism in Eukaryota, Metazoa, Chordata, Testudines, Testudinidae. Gene Ontology annotation, cellular component: Cul4-RING E3 ubiquitin ligase complex. Gene Ontology annotation, molecular function: protein binding. The record is from RefSeq and is a predicted model, not a curated record.